Molecule: messenger RNA, 519 nt
Organism: Camellia sinensis
Lineage: Eukaryota; Viridiplantae; Streptophyta; Magnoliopsida; Ericales; Theaceae
Source: RefSeq, a predicted model, not a curated record
AUGGCGCCGCUUCCACCUCCUCACUCACCGCCCUCUCUCUCUUCUCCUAUUCUCUUCACCUAUCUUCACCAGUUGUCUACUUCGUCUUCUCCACUCUCGUCGUCAGUUCAAGCUUUGUCGGUUCGUCUCCAUUGCCGUUGGGUAACAAGCAUCGCCGUCGGCGCACAAGAGCACCACCGUCGCAACACCGCCGAUCCAUUACCCCAAGAUACUGGUGUGGCGUCUACUACUUUGGAUAGUUUAGCUAGUGGCAUCAUUCAAGCCAGGUUAGAUUUGGAGUUAAAACCUCUAUGGUCAAAAAGUAGUUCAAAGUCAAAGGUUAAUGUUUCAAGCUUUCAUAUCUUCCUGGCAAUUCCAGUUGGUAUUAAACAAAAAAGUAAUGUUGAUGACAUUGUUCAAAAGUUUCUUUUAGAGAAUUUUACAAUUAUGUUAGUCCAUUAUGAUGGGAACGUGGAUGAAUGGCAGGAACUACUUAGUCAUAUGAUUUUGUCUAUCAUAUAUGUUCGGGCCCUAACAUAG